UGUUUUGCUCUUCGAAGCCCAAAUUACAUUUUUUUUUUCCUUUCCUCAUCAGUUGAGAAAGACUGUCUCAGUUAAAGAUUUUUGUUUUUGUUCCAGUGUUAUGUUUCGAGACCAACAAAAAAUAAAACUUUUUGACUUUUUAGUUUUUAGUUUUUUUCCAAAAGCAAACGACAGUAAGUAAAAAACGCCGUAAACAAUUUCAUCAAAAACCACCAACAAGAACACAAAAUCUCCGAAAAAAAAACACACUAAUCUCUCUCUCCUCGAUGUCUGAUCAGCAGCUAGAAACAACGGAGAUCAACUUCUGGGGAGAGACUUCAGAAGAAGACUACUUCAACCUCAAAGGCAUCAUCGGCUCCAAAUCUUUCUUCACUUCCCCUCGAGGUCUCAAUCUCUUCACUCGUUCAUGGCUUCCCUCUUCCUCUUCUCCGCCCCGUGGUCUCAUCUUCAUGGUCCAUGGCUACGGAAAUGACGUCAGCUGGACUUUCCAGUCCACUCCCAUCUUUCUAGCUCAGAUGGGUUUCGCUUGCUUUGCUCUCGACAUCGAAGGUCAUGGCAGAUCUGACGGUGUCCGCGCCUAUGUUCCUUCCGUAGAUCUAAUCGUCGAUGACAUCAUCUCGUUCUUCAAUUCGAUUAAGCAGAACCCUAAGUAUCAUGGCUUACCUCGAAAAUCUCUGACAAGGUGAGACCUAAAUGGCCGAUUGAUCAGUUUCUGAUUAUGAUCUCCAGAUUCUUGCCGACUUGGGCGAUUGUUCCGACGGAAGAUCUGUUGGAGAAAUCGAUCAAAGUGGAAGAGAAGAAACCGAUUGCCAAGAGGAAUCCGAUGAGGUACGGUGAGAAACCGAGGUUAGGUACAGUGAUGGAGCUGCUUAGGGUUACUGAUUACUUAGGGAAGAAGCUAAAAGAUGUCAGCAUUCCCUUCAUUGUUGUACACGGAAGUGCAGAUGUUGUCACUGAUCCUGAAGUAAGCAGAGAGCUGUACGAAGAUGCUAAGAGCAAAGACAAGACAUUGAAGAUCUACCAAGGUAUGAUGCAUUCCAUGUUGUUCGGUGAACCGGAUGACAACAUUGACAUUGUUCGCAAGGAUAUUGUUACUUGGUUGAAUGAUAGAUGUGCUGGAGACAAAACCCAUGUUUGAUGGAACUCAUUGUCAUUGUUGCUGUAAUGCUUGUAUAGUCAUAUUUUUAUCAUGAAACGGUAUUUGGGCAAGUGACUAGACAUUGAUGUAUAUAUCAAUCUCAUUGUUCUUACAGAGUUUUCUUGUAAUGCUCAA
Molecule: messenger RNA, 1273 nt
Organism: Camelina sativa (false flax)
Lineage: Eukaryota; Viridiplantae; Streptophyta; Magnoliopsida; Brassicales; Brassicaceae
Source: RefSeq, a predicted model, not a curated record